AUUUUUGGUGUAUAUUUUUAUAUAGUUUAAUAUUUACUCUUGGCACAUUUUGGUAGAAGAGAAUGGAGAAAAAGGAUGAAGUGGUGGUUGGUGUGCCGGUGUACGAAAACCAAUACCAGAGGGGGGUGAUUCCUCCUAACGCGGUGGUCGGAGAUCCCAAGGGCAUCCCCAUCCACCAGACCAUUUACAGAGACACUCCUGCUCCGUUCAACUGCCCUUACUGUGGUGUCACCGCUCUCACUACCGUCAGAUCGAAGCCCAGUCUGGCUGCAUUUGUUGGAUGCUUGAUGCCGAUGAUGCUUGGAGUUUGCUUUCUUUGCCCCUCAAUGGACUGCCUUUGGCAUAAAUAUCACUACUGUCCUAACUGUCAAGAAAAGGUCGCUGACUUUGAGAAAGCAGAUCCCUGUGCUGUCAUGGAUCCACCACACUGGACUCAGGAGAGCUUUGCAUUGGCUGGGUAGGAUCACAAUUCUGCUUCUGCCAUUUGCGCUUGCAUUUUCUGCAACCUGUAACAUAGUCAUAUCUUAAGAAUUGGACAAAUAUGAAUACUUGUUACUUACCGUUCUCGAAUUUCAUCGAAAUUAGAAUUAUCUACUUGUACGUCUUUUGUUGCACAGCUAUAAUAAACUCAUGUUUUGUUAAUAUUAUACUUCAUAGAGAAUUUCUGG
Messenger RNA from Vigna angularis (adzuki bean), 668 nucleotides. RefSeq names its product GSH-induced LITAF domain protein. NCBI's taxonomy places the organism in Eukaryota, Viridiplantae, Streptophyta, Magnoliopsida, Fabales, Fabaceae. The record is from RefSeq and is a predicted model, not a curated record. The transcript is spliced from 3 exons. Gene Ontology annotation, molecular function: zinc ion binding. Bases 63 to 461 code for a protein of 132 amino acids.